Messenger RNA from Dreissena polymorpha, 3951 nucleotides. Its product is annotated as inactive serine/threonine-protein kinase TEX14-like. The transcript has 25 exons. Gene Ontology annotation, biological process: male meiotic nuclear division; protein phosphorylation; intercellular bridge organization. Lineage: Eukaryota; Metazoa; Mollusca; Bivalvia; Myida; Dreissenidae. Bases 251 to 3583 code for a protein of 1110 amino acids. The record is from RefSeq and is a predicted model, not a curated record. Gene Ontology annotation, molecular function: protein kinase activity; protein binding; ATP binding. Gene Ontology annotation, cellular component: intercellular bridge; midbody; kinetochore.
CCACAAGCGUUGUACAUUUUCAAGCGUCUGUAAUAUCGUCUGCAUUUUAGCUUUGUUAUGAUUUUGUUUGAUAUUCUUUAUUAAAGUUAUAUGGAUGUUUUAGUUAAGCAAUAAGCCUGAAGGUCAUCCAUGGAGCAGCUGAUCGUCAUUGGUGUCAUUGACUCCAGUGACACUCUUGGAACAACUCUUCAUAAUGCAGCUUUGCAUGGAAACAAGAAAGCAUUAAAAAAAGUUCUAGACAAAGGCAUACAUGUUGAUUACCCAAAUGAAGAGGGCCAGUCCCCAUUGUUCUGUGCAGCUUUCAGCUGGACACACUGCUGUGGUUGAAUGCUUGUUGUCUGCAGGAGCAGAAUCCAAUGAAAAAAGCAAUCAAGGAUUGACUCCCCUGCAUGCAGCAUGCUAUUCUGGUCACUUGAAAGUAUUGAUAAAAUUGUUAGAAGCAGGUGGAGAUCUUCGUUUGCAUGAUUAUCAGGGCCGGAGUGUUAAAGAUUGGGCUAUGCUGAAUCCAAAUCCUAAGAAAAGAAUGAAAAUUCUUGAGUUUCUUGACAAAACAAGGUUGUUUGCAAUGUCUGGUUCAGGACAUGAUCUUUUAUUACGAAAGGCUUCUUCCAAGACACUGAGCAGGGCACAUCAAAGAAGAAACACUGUAACUCGAAUCAUUCGAGAUAAAAUAGGAAUGCCAUCUAUCCAUGACAAUCUGCAAAGAAUGGCUAACAGUCAUCACUCACUUGGGUUUGGACAAGUAUAUGCACAUAGAUCAGAUUCGACUGGCUUUGUGUCAGCGAUACCAUUUAUUAAUGAAAACAGUUUACGUCACGAUAACAAUGGUGAACUGUACAGUGGUGGAACAUUUUCAGUGAUGGAAAGCAUGUGGUGGGACUACACACAGGUGACAGUCAAGAGACUUCACAAAGACAUUGAUCCAUACAGUGGCGGAGUGGUGGACCUCUUAAUCAAUGAAAUUGAACACAUUGGCAAGCUGCGUCACCCAUAUGUGCUUACUCUGAUGGGGGUUUGCCAAACAACUAACCUGGAUGGCAUGAUCCUUGUCUAUGAGAGAGUGGGGCAAGGGUCACUUUAUAACUAUCUACAUCAUAAGAUGGAAAGACUGCCUAGCCAAAUGAUUCAAGACAUAGCUCUACAGAUGUGUAAUGCCAUCAUCUUCAUUCAUUUGCGUGGACUUGUGCACUGUGCCAUUACUUCCCACGCUAUCAGUGUAGUCAACAUGCACACCUAUAAGCUUGGAAAUUUUGAAUACAUGAUCGAAGCAUCCAAGUGUGAGUGGGGUAAGAAGAAUGCAGUGGCUAGUAACCACGAGGAGAAUGCUGUUUACAACUGGAUGGCUCCAGAAGUGAUGAUGCACAUGCCUCCAUCCUUCUACUGUGACAUGUUCAGCUACGCAGCUAUUGUUUGGGAAAUGUUCCACAACGAAGUUCCAUGGAAUGAACAGUGUGCAGACAGCAUAAAAGCAAGCUACUGCAAAGGGAAUCGCCUGUCGAUCCUGAACGGAAAAAUGCCCGAGUACUUCAAAAUCAUCUUAGAGUAUGGUCUGCAACAUGAUCCAACAGGGAGAAAGCUGUCAUUUCUUCAUGUUAGGGAUAUACUCACUACAAUGCCAAAGGAUGCAUACGGUUACAUAAAAUCACACCUGAAGAGCCGUCCUCCUGCUGACACUAGCCGUAAUCAGGUGGCCACAGCACCUCAGUCACAGAAUACCAAUAACAGCAAGAAGAGCUACCAGAAAGUGCGGGAUCAAUGUGCAAAGGAAAGUGGAGUCACAACUGAAACUGAGCAGGAUCGAAGUUUAGCACGUGUGCAGGAAGAUGUCAAGAGGGCCAAGGAAAAGAAGAAGGACAGUACAGAGGAAUUAGAGGAGGACACUCGUGUAACCAGGGAGGACUGUCGUGUAACCAGGGAGGACACUCUGGUAACCAGAUCAACCAAGUACGGAAACAAGAAAUCAGCUGGAACAAGUAAAGAAAACCGAAAUAACAGGCAACAGUUGCACUUUAAUGCUGAGGGAUUAAGGUGGGAUGCAGUUUCACAACAGGAUGAUGAAGACUAUACGUACAGUGUUCAACUAAAGAUAUCUCCACAAAAGUCUCAAACUCCGCAGAGUGUCAGAAAGAUUGACCUAAUGAGGCGGGAAGAGGAACAGCAUAGUAUGAAAAGAGAGACCCCUUCUGACAGUUGUACAGAUUCCGUUAAAAGCCUGGAAAGUGCAGACAAUACACAGUAUGCCAAAGGCAGAGAAUUAGGCAAAGUUACUUCAUCAAUGGGAAAAUUCAGCUUCCUACAACUGGGUAAUCACCAGAGAACACGAAGUGCUGGGGCAAAGCCGGCUUGCCAUCAACAGACUGACAUAGUUGCUGAGGAAUACUCAACCUCUGGAAAGCUGACCAUUGCUGGCUCACUGUAUGCUCUGUACAAUGACCACAGCCCAAACAGGCCUCUGGGUCAGCUGGAACACCAGAGAGAAAACUCUCACUAUGCCACCAUGCCAUCCAGGAAAAAGCAGUCCCCGGUGGUUGAGACAGAUCCAAGCUGGUUCGGUGGUAGAGGAAGUGUUAGAAACCUUGCCAAGGCCUUUCAAGAACAGAUACAACAUCAUGCGUUCUACCAGGCUGUGGUGGAUGGGACUGUGAACAAGGAACAUUCCCAGGAACACCCCUCCCACUCUGCAGACUUCAACUGCCACUCUGCUACCAAACCCUCAGUCUUUCUAGGUGUAAAGAAUGCCUACAAGCUGACAUACGACACUGAUGAGGACAGUGGCAGCACGUUCACAUGUAGCAGUGUGCCAGACAGGGUUGGGAGUGAGAACGCUAUAGACAGCAGCACUGAGUCAGACAUUGUGUCCAAAUGGGUCGACCAUGAAAUCACAAAAAUCAAGAGAAAUCUCACUAGAGAGGUUGUACCUGCCACUACAGCAAGAUUGAAUACAGUGCAAUCCCCAGAGUUGUUUGAUGAUUCUGAGAAUACUACAUCUCCACCAAAUUUCCCGAGGGUAUUCAGGUACCAGGCCUGCCAGGAGGAGACAGAUGAGCUUUGCAAUGAGCUGGUCACUCCAGACACAUCAGAAACAAGUCUUUCUUCCAGUGACAAGCACAAUUCUGGGGACCAUGUUAGGAGCAGGUCACCAGUGGAAACAUUCUACUUUGACGAUGAACUCUACUCCAAUCGUAAAUCUCCAAAGAUCACCAGAGUGACCACUGAAAACCAAAAUGAUACCCAACCAUUCAUUCCUUCUGCCAGGCUGCCAAUGACUAGUAUUUUAAAGAGAACUAAAUCAUCAAGUGAUGACAUGUAUCAGGAAUCAUCGCCUCCACGAGUCAAUCCAAACAAGAAAAGGACCAACAAGACAAGAAUUCCAACAUCCUCACGAUCCAACCCUCACCCAGAUCCAAAAGCAAAUGAAGGGGCAUUUGCAAACAUAGUAACAGUUCGGUCUAACUUGGAUGAUGAAGGUGUACACCAGGUCACACAUCGAGUGAAGAACCUCAGAAAUGGCGCCUCCAGGACGCUGCUUAAUAACACUGUGAAUGCUCAGAAAGUCAUCACCAAAUUUACAAGUCAGAAAUGAUGCUACAUCACGUUCAUGUCGUAUGUCUAUCACUGCUACCUGGUCAGAAAUAAUAAAGCUUGUGGUGCCUAUUGGCUCAGUGGCGCCAGGUCUGAAAAUCGUAAUGCAAUAGAAAAGUACAUGUAUGUAAAGUAUUUCAUUAUUGUUCAACCCUACUCCUUCAUAACGGGUACAUCUGCAUCUGUGUUUUAUUGUUCAUGUUUUAGACAAGUUGAUUAAGAAAGCAUGCAUGUAUUUGCUGUUCUGUUUAAGCAUGUGACAGCUAUUGUUUCCGAGUCAUUUUUUUGCCUCUGACUGUGAUCAAUCUUAUAUGUGAUACAAUUAUUGUUGUGUUGUUUGAUUAAUAAAUUGAUAUUUAACCUAGUAAA